AUGGAUUGGGAUGAGGAAUCCAAAGUGAAAAAAGUGGACGCAGUGAAUGGAAAGCGGAUUCUGCUAAGAUUUCUGGUAACAGAAUGGAAACAAACAUCCACCAAAACACCACCAAAAACCCCAGAAGCUUUUCCUAUUGAUGGCAAACAUCGUCAGCAGCAACUGAUCCUUGAUGUUAGUCAGGUAUUCCAGUGGUAUAAGUUUGAUGUUGGGCCUGUAUUUAGUGAGAUGAAGAGAAUAAUAAACGCGAUCUUCCGGCCGUUGAAAAAUUUUCGUGAACGAAAAGUACUUCCGAAAAUGUAUUUUCGCGCUCCUACAUUUUCCAUCUUGUGCGGCAAAUAUCUUCUUUUAGUAACUGGUUUUCUAGCUGAUCAGGUUCUUGAUCCUGCUCCACUGUACAAAGAGGAAAGAAAGUACUAUGACGCGAUACAAAAAGAUGAAAAUAUUAGGAAGGACUUGGCUACAAAGCAUGAACAGCUGGUAAAUAAUAUGUAUAAGUUUAGUAUUCAUUCUAGCCAAGCCAAAGAGAAAUAUCCGUCUGAGAGAAGACUCCCAACUUGGGAAAGCGAGUGGGAACAUCGAAAUGACCCGAUUUGGGAAUAUGGAUAUUACGAACCUCCGGUAGAUAAAAUACCCAAAGGGAAACUUAUGUUUCGAGAAGCUAUAGAAAUUCUACAUGCUCGGCAAGAACUGUUUGGGGAUCAGGACAUUCCACGUACAAAAAUAGCAGAAUCUAAAAAACUACUGGAAGAUCACCCGGUGAAACUCUUUAUUAUUGGGAUUUUUUGUACCCACUGGAAAGGUAGAAAGGAAUUUGUUGCUUGUGCUGGGUUGGGUGUUCUGAACCCACAUAAUCCUUCUAUCCUUUUUAUGCAUUUGACAUGUGACAAUUGUAGAAUUCAGGUGGUCAGUCUUUCUGAAUUGGAAAGGUUACAAAGGAAAAUAGAAUUUAAAGAAGGACAGAUUAAAAGUAUUGGAGAUAUUGACAUUGAUUUCAGACGGUUUUUACGUCAGAAUCCACUUGAGGAAGAAGUUUAUGACAAGCUGGGUGAAGAAGAGAAGCGUCGUUUUCUAAAAGAAACUCUGUUGUUGCAUGCUGAAGAGAAGAAACGCUUGAAGGAAAGGAUGGAAAAGGUUUCUUGGGUUUUAACUUGGCUUUGUUUCUCAAUGGUUUCACUUGUAGGAGACGAAGACGGAGCGAGAGUAGCAACGGGACUAUUAGGUCAAAGUUAUCGACUUAGAUUUCUACCCGAGCUUGAUAUGCAGUCGGAAAUAGAAGAACGGGGAACAGGUGACGUCGAGAAUGACGAUGUUAAAAAAGGAUGA
This is a messenger RNA of Enterobius vermicularis (human pinworm), 1326 nucleotides long. The record is from the annotation of a GenBank genome assembly. NCBI's taxonomy places the organism in Eukaryota, Metazoa, Nematoda, Chromadorea, Rhabditida, Oxyuridae.